Messenger RNA from Bombus huntii, 5470 nucleotides. RefSeq lists its product as uncharacterized. NCBI's taxonomy places the organism in Eukaryota, Metazoa, Arthropoda, Insecta, Hymenoptera, Apidae. The transcript has 3 exons. The record is from RefSeq and is a predicted model, not a curated record. Bases 2785 to 3294 code for a protein of 169 amino acids.
AAAAAGAAGAGAAAUGCAAUUCUAGAUGUGGAUCAUCUUACGAACCAUUCAGAAGCCACAUUGAUCAAUUCCAUAAAUCGAAGAGUGCAGAAAAGCGAUGAUAUUGCAAAACAUCGCUUUUUUCUAUUCACCUUACAAUUUACUAUUAUUUACAUGACAUCUUUUUACAAUAGGCAAACUUAAGUCAUUUGUUCCUUGAGAAUUAAAGAUUAGAUACUAGAAUCGUAUGCCGAUAUGGCGAAAUUAAAAAAAUUAAUAAAAAAUGGAAUUACGAUCAAUUUGAAGAGGUUCAUUGAUAUUUAAUACUUUACAACGCUAGACUGCGGAUUUUUGUGUAUUUAGAGGAAAUUUGAACUUUGCACAUACUAUGAAAAAAUACACGAAGUAUACAAAGUAAAGUACUUAUUAUCAUUUGAGUAGAUAAAACAAAUUUCUAUCUAAUCUUCAUUUUUUAUCUAUAUUCAUAAGAAUAUAAAAUUGCAUAAACAUCCGCAAGUCUAUUAACAACAAUUGUAUCGUUAUGUAAGUAUAAAUAACUUUAUGACAAAUAGUACAGCUUUAGUUUUCCUGGUGAGAUACACAGAAUUCGAUAGAUGUCAACAUAGAAAGUAGCCUUAAUAAAAUAAGCAAUAAAUAACGUAAUACUUGAGUGGUGCUAUGUGCUAUGUGCUAUUUUCAGUCGAUAGCGAUAAUUAGUCACAUGUGUAGACUUUCGUAAUUGACUAUACGCUGGUCUCUUCACACUCACACAUUCGUCGACCACAUUCCAUUCUCGCGUGCAAUUUUCAGGGUUAACCACAGCCGACGAUACGCCAGUUUCGCGAUCGCGGUAAACGUCCCUGGAAUGCAAAUCGCCUUGAUUGGCAGCCUAAGUGGAACGCUUCUUUCCUUCUUUAUUUCUCCUCGACGGUUUUGAAAACGAGUCUCGUUGAACUCUUCUAUCGCGAAUCCUUCAUUGGUAGACCUACGUUAGACGUGUUGUAUUUCCAAUCCAACGUGUCGAGAAUUUUAAUGAAAUUUCCUUGGAUCUCCUUUAUUGGCUCGUUUCCUUGUUUUCAUCGACUUGUUCGCUUCGCUGGGAUUUCUUUGGAAAUCUCCAUCAUGACUGACUGUAGAUUAAGUUUAUUAAUAAUUGAAAAUUGAUUUCAAGAAUGUUAGCUUCUAAAUCGUCCAUUCGAAGAUUCAGAUAUUCGCGAUUAAUACUUCGUCGUAGUAAAUUAGAAAUUAAUCAUUAGAGAUUAGUUGCGAAACGUUUGACUUCAAAACGAAAGUUUUGGAGGUCCGAAAGUUCUCGAUUAAUAAUUAAUUACAGAAGAUUAAUCUCGAAGCGUAACAAUGAUUUUCCCGAUAUUUCUUAUUUUUUAUUUGCGCCACUUUUAAGACCAUAAUAAACAGGAUUGCCAUUAACUCGUCUCCAAUAAACGGAACUAACAAGUCUCCUAAUCACGAAGAAACGUGUCUCGUUGCACAUGAUCACUGCCAAUCGUCACGUUUAAUCUGCAAAAACAGCAUCACGGUUGAUCAGUCUUAAAAUUCUCGUGAUACGUAGAUUACGGGGAUCGAGGCGAUGACACCAGCUGUUUAGACGUGCCAACCUUACGACAGGUCGAGUGCAUCCAACCGAUUCGCGUUUCUACAGCUAAUUAUCGUAUGUUACGUGUUCGUAUGCCACUUUUUUUCCUCAGCGCUAUGAAAGUCUCGGAACAUCCAUCUAAAUUACGAUUGAAAUUACACUGAUACUUGGACGAGCUUCUAGAAUAGUCCUCGAUGAUGAUAGACGAUUACUUUGAACGAUGACAAGAUAUAAAGAAUAUAAAAAGACAACCUUGGAUUAUGAACGCGCGAGAAUCGACCUUCGUUGUGCAUCUGCACCUGACGUAACUCAGAAAAUCCGUGUCCCAUCUUUUAAUCCGUUUUCCUUCUUUUGAAAUCAUUGAUAUCGCUAUUUUUAGUUUUAUCUUUAAAACUUGGACCCUCUUGCAUAAUUUAUCAUCUAGUAACUAAUAGAUUGCGGAUUUUCAUGCAAUUAUGAGAUAUUUGAAGGUACAAAGAUUACUUUAUAUGUAUUAGUUAUUUUCUUAAAUUUAAGAAAUAGAUUGUACGAUAGUUGAAGAUAAUUAAUUUUGUUUGAAGAAAAAUUAUAAAAGAAAAUUAUUCUCAAGGAGGAUACAUUUUGCUUUGUUUUUUUUAUAAAAUCCUUCUUGUUCAAAGGAUUUUUCAAUUUUAAAUAAAUUGAUUUUUCCCAACAACUAUACCGUAUCAACGUGGGAGUGAACGGUAUAACAGUACUUACUAAAACAAUGGUAACACAAGCAGUCCCGUUACAGAUUGAAAUUUACAAACAAGAGUUACCGAGCACUGCGAAUAAUUCAUAAAUUAUAAUAUGAUGGCGAUUUACGCAAACUGUCGGCAACCAAAUCGUGGGAAAGAUUCGGAAGAAUAAAGAUUCACCCCCACCGCCAAUAGAAACUUCUCCAAAAUUUGUGCAUACAUGUUAUUCAUAAUAAUUACAUUUUUUAAAUAACUAAAUUUUCGGCAUACCAUUAUCUAAGUAAUCGAAGAUUCUUUUAAAGAAUUUCACGAACGUUCAGAGACUUUUUCGUGGAGACUUUUUCCUCUAGAAAACUUCCACAUUGAUUAUGAAAUAAUUAUUUUCAGGAUUUAGAUUUUUUAAAUACAAUUUUCGAUAAAGUACUAUCUACAACUUCAGAGAAUUCUUAGCAUAUCUUCUCUCGAAAAACUUUCAGAUUCUUUUCAAAACUAUUUUUCCAAGGAUUUUCCGCAAUGAAAGUAUUCAACUACAGUCGUAAUUACAAUCGAAGGACGAAUACGCAUAAUUUUCUAAGACAUGAUUACCAGAUAAGAAACGCGUCCUCGUUUAAAAAACACGAGAGAAGGGGUGAAAAUGUAGAAUUGAAAGAUCUCACAUGCGUAACUGUGAUUUUCACAUUGAAGGUAAUCAUCGAUUGGAAUGUGCCAUCGAAAAAAUUACUCGUUCCAUUCGAAAUACAUGAUUUUAGUUUUUACCAAAAAAGUUUGAUCGAGCAGUUUGUCACCGAAUCCGAAAGAAACACGAAGGUUAAAAGACGAGGUACGAUAAAUUCCAGUAUUACCUCCAAUUGUCCACGCGUUUCUCAGUCGUUGACAAUCGCGCGUUCCUUUUCGUACGAAGCAGACUGUGUAAUUGCAUCACGCAUGCUCGCGACUGGAUCAAGAGGAAACAAGCGGAGAACAGCACAAAGGAAACUUUUAAAAGAGGUCUGCAUUAUAAACGGGGAACUUGUAAGUGGAUAAUGUAUCCGGUUUUGAAUAGGAAUGAGAAAGAAACGACCGAUGCAUGACGCGAAUUAAAUUAAUUAGAUUAAAGUUGAUAAUGGGGAUUUUAGUUUUGUUUUAAGAAAGAAACGACAAAGGGCUUAUUGUAGAACAAUUUACUAAGUAAUAAUGUCAGUCAAUUGAUAAAUUGUCAAUUGCAGAUUGUAAACUUUUCUUUUCUAAUUUUAUAGCUUUAUGUCAAAUAUAAUAAUCCAAUAAUCAAAAAGUAUGAUGAAUCGUUUGAUAGCUUAUCAUAAGGAAACAUCAAAUUUCAACCUGGUAUGUCAAAAAAAAUUCAGAUUGUUCAUUUUUAUACUAUUUUUCUUAUUUAAUGGUAUGUAAAUGUCUUAACAAAAUUCUGGAAUAUGUUACAGAAUAUUUGUAGAUCCUUUUGCCGCGAAUCCUAGACGCAAGAAAUGAGAAACGCUAAAAAAUGUAAAUUUCGUGCUAGGAUUUACAUAUUGGCGUAAUUACUGUCCUCAAUAUUUUUGUUCAAAGCAUUGAUUACAAUAUUAGUACAAUAAAUACAAUCGACAACACCAAUGAAUGCAAUAAAUAUUGUCGUGUUCGCUAUAUUAGGAAAUAUAUGUCCGACAUCAAAUGGCAUUAAGGACUAACGGUCAGCCAUUUUUUUCCAGGAAUUCCAAUUGUAUUUCGCUCCACUUUUGCAGAAGGAUAUAAUUGAAGAGCGAUUAUCACUGAAACAUAGUUUCAGCGUCCAUUUGUCGCCUUCAGAAGGAGAUAAUAGAACCAAUUAUGAAACCAAUGUGAAAAUAUGAUUGAAUGAUAUAAUUGCCGAACAAAUAGCAGUGCUAGAGAUAAUUUCCGAAGAUCAAAGGACACUUAUAAACUUUGAUAAUUGUGCAAAAAUGUGCAAUAACCAGAAAUGCAAAAAUAUCGAACCUUCGAAAGAAAGCAAUGUAAGUAAUUGAAGAAUCAAUGUGAAAAUAUGGUUAAACGAUAUGAUUAUAGAAGAAAUAACGAUGCUAGAGAUAAUUAGCAAAUACCACAGGUAUAUAUUUAUGAACUCGGAUAUUUGUACAAAAACGUUGCAUAACCAGCGAUUGAAAAAAGAAAUAGGAGGCAGCGACAGCUGCGAAAGCGAGUCGAUGAAAAAUCAGCGGCCACGAUAACUUCCGCUUCGAAGCGGUAUCCACCAGCUGUCGUUAAUGAAACGAUACCUACGUAGCCGUAUAAUGGUACAAUGCAUAAAAUAACUGGACAUUAUUGUAAAAUUGCCGGCAUGUAUUAAUCAAAGUAACCGCAAACAUGGGAAAGGAGGAACUUCGCCUGUCUUCCGAGAACCUGAAGACAUUCCUCCGUCAACAACGUUCCUGUCGAAGGCUAAAGAACGACUAACAAUCAUCCGUGUUGCUUCGCGCUCGCCGGUCGGCGAAGGAGCAGGACAAAUAAGACCAACUAGUCUAUGGUGGAACAGAGAGGGCAACUGCAUCGUUGGAAUAACAGUACUCUCACAUUGGUGAACGCCGUCGAAGCACGGUACCGUUAUCGGCACGUUACCGCGUUACCACGCCGACGAGGACCAGCGACGGAAACCAGAGAAUCCAGACUGCUCCUCAGCUUCUCCCGUAAGGCUCCUCCUCCACCUCCUCCUUUCUUUCUUCGUGUUCUCGUUGCUCCAUGUGUUUCCUUGACCCCACGCGUCCUUUCCCGGACAGAAUAAAGAUGUUGGUCACUAGAUAUACGAUGCCAGUGAAAAGUAUUAUUAUCAAAAGUACUAUUAAAAGUAUUAUUAUAAGUAUAAUGAUACUAUAAUGGUAUCAUAAGUAUACUGAUAUUUAGUAUGGAUCGAACGCUUCUCACUGUUUCUAGUUUUUAGUUGCUUUAUUACAAACCUGUUUGUUAUUUCUUUUGCGUCAUGCCUGUCUUUAUAGGAAUUUUAUGCAACUUUGCAAUUUCAAAUUUUCUACAAGUGUAUAAAAAUGUGUUAAUAACUUUUGUAUUAGAUAUUUUUCACGAUGUUGUUGACAGUCACUUAUUCUGGAAUUUAUUCGCGUAUAUGCUCGUAUAGCAAUCUUUAUAUUAGAUAUCUUUUACUGUGUUACCGAUAGUCGCAUAUUCUGGAAUUUAGUUUUAUACAUGCACAUAUUAAUAAAUGGUGACUUGUAUUGAAGAUUUAAACAUAUUUUGUAAA